CGCGCGUGACACAUCAAAACUUGAUGAAAACAGACAGCUCAGUGGCAAACAGGCGAACAAGCAGCAGUACUCAGGGAUCUGUGGGUAACUGCCGUCAGAGAGGCAUAGUAACAUCUACAUUAGCUUGGAUUACUCAAGAAAACAUCGCUGCCUCCGACUGUAAAGCAACAGAUCGUAAAGAAGACGGGAUCUGGCUGUUGAGAUUUCACUCCUGUCAGCUGUCGAGGCUUUUCAACGUGAUGGAGUUUCCAGAUUUAGGAGAGCACUGCUCUGAGAAGACUUGCAAACGUUUAGAUUUUCUUCCUAUGAGAUGUGACGCCUGUCAAGAGAUUUUCUGCAAGGACCAUAUAACCUAUGCAAAUCACAAAUGCAUGUCCUCCUACAAAAAGGACAUCCAGGUCCCAGUAUGUCCUUUGUGCAACAUCCCCAUUCCCAUCAAGAGAGGAGAGAUGCCCGACAUUAAAGUCGGUGAACACAUUGAUCGGGAUUGCAAAUCGGAUCCUGCGCAAAGAAAGAGAAAGAUUUUUACAAAUAAAUGUUCUAAAGGAGGCUGUAAGCAGAAGGAAAUGAUGCGAGUGACCUGUGACCAGUGUCAUUCAAAUUACUGUCUUAAACACCGACACCCACUAGACCAUGAUUGUAAGACCGAUGGGAAACCUCUUUCCAAAUCAGGAAAUGCUGCUGUAAUGAGGGCCCAAAGUGCUUCCUCUGCCUCUGCCUCUAGUUCAUCUGGUUCAGGAUACUCGAGGGCUGUUUCUAAUGGUGUCAGUGGAAACAACAGAGGCCCCAGCACUGGUGCUCCCCAGCGAAUUCCUACAUCCGUUUCAGCUCAGAAUGUUGUAAUCCCAGCAUCAGCAUCCCUUCAGGCCGGCAUGACGGAGGAGCAGGCUUUACAAAGGGCUCUGGAGAUGUCUUUGGCCGAGUCGAGGCCGACCGUUCAACCGACCCUUACCCCUCAGGAGCAGGAGGAUCUGGCGCUUGCUCAGGCUCUCGCUGCCAGUGAAGAAGAAUACAGACGCCAGCAGAGGCAACAGGUACCCGGAAAGCUUAGCCGUCACUAGCAUGCUUAAGGAACGCAUGGGAGGGAGUCCAAACAGUCCAACUGCAGCCUUUCUUAAUCUGGGGCCACCGUUUAGACUUCAAGCUGUGCUAAUUAUCUACUAGAACCUGCACAUCUGGGAUAUCUGACCAGGAUCGAUGAUUGUUCAAUGAAGAAAUCCUCUUUCAAGUUGCUGAGAUGUAACCGCCUUCUACAAUAUAAGCACACACUUUCCCAGCAGACUCAUUUUUACUAAUGCUUCGCUCUGUACAUAUUUUAUAUGCUGAUCAUGAUGAAACCAUUCUAUUACCAUAUAUGAAUAUUGAAUAAAUUAUUUCAAAGAUGAA
Molecule: messenger RNA, 1386 nt
Organism: Centropristis striata (black sea bass)
Lineage: Eukaryota; Metazoa; Chordata; Actinopteri; Perciformes; Serranidae
Gene: zfand2a
Product: zinc finger, AN1-type domain 2A
Exons: 10
Coding region: 24-1061 (345 amino acids)
Biological process (GO): protein targeting to ER; proteasome-mediated ubiquitin-dependent protein catabolic process
Cellular component (GO): cytoplasm; endoplasmic reticulum
Molecular function (GO): zinc ion binding
Source: RefSeq, a predicted model, not a curated record